AUGAAAGCAAAAGAACUGUUAUCUCGUCUGGAGGUAUUGGUGGAUCCGUUCGAUUUGGAAGUUUCCUCUCCCCGACUUUCAUCGGCUGUAACCCUGGCUUACAAUGGACUGACCCAUUUGUACGCUCCCCUAAUGCGUCCCGGCGUGGGUUUGCAGAUAAGCUCAGCGAAAACACCCGAUGGCGUUGCGGUGAGUUCGGAUUCUGCCUCAGUGGAUUUGAAAUCCGCCAACUCAAUGUUCAUGUCUUUGGCGACUGGUCGUGGCCGUCCGAGUUUCACCACACUUCCACUUGGCCUAUCCACUUGCUUCGAUAAGCGGCGCUCGAAACCGAACAGUUCAUCACGGGCCCGAAUGGUACGUUCUUUUCAUGUCAACUAA
This is a messenger RNA of Echinostoma caproni, 378 nucleotides long. NCBI's taxonomy places the organism in Eukaryota, Metazoa, Platyhelminthes, Trematoda, Plagiorchiida, Echinostomatidae. The record is from the annotation of a GenBank genome assembly.